AUGUCGACAGCUCAAUCUUCUGCUUCUCAACCUUAUUUUACCGCUGUAUCCAACGCGUCCGCCAUACAGUCUAUCGUUGUCGAUGCUGGAAUCGCGAAUCCUCGCUCAGAGCCCCCCGAUCUUCAAUACCCUUUUGCUUCGGAGCCGGCCGACCCUCCAGCCGACCCUCCAGCACCUGCUUACGCCCUCACGCACUCCGGCCCAGCAGAGGUAGUCCAAACUACGCCUGUGUCAUGCACGUAUGGCGCCUUUCGUGUUUGGCGCACGUUGGGAGAGGGCACGUACGGCGUGGCGAUGGGAGCUCAAGACGUAGCGUCGAAUCGCUUGUUGUGUCUCAAGGUCUUUCCAAAGCACCAUCUUGAGCGCAAAGCCAGGAAAUGUGUUCUUCUGAACGAACUCGAAGCGUACAAGCGUCUUUCACGCGCUUUACCGUGUCCCGCGGCUAGAUUUCUCAUGGGGCUCGAGAUGUCGUUCCAGACCAGGGACAAAAUAUGUUUUGCAAUGGACCUGAUGGCGAGCGACCUUUAUAGUUAUUUGCAACGUCAACCUACGUACUGCAUCCGCAAUUCUGGUAGGUGGGUUGCGCAAAUGACCCUUGGGAUCAACACUCUGCACGAGAUGGGAAUCAUCCACCGGGACAUCAAAGCCGGGAACAUCCUGAUCGAUUCUCGAGAGAACGUGCGCAUCACCGACUUUGGCGUGAGUUAUGUAGACAAAAACGAAGGACCCUUGGACCGACAGCGGAAUUAUUGUUCGCAAGAGGCUGGAACGACGCACACCAUGGCACCGGAGGUCCUGCACAACGGAUCCGAUUCCCGUCCUUUGAAGUACGGAGCACCCGCAGACUGGUGGUCGUUAGGCUGCGUCAUCUACGAGCUUAUUUCGAAGAAGCAUAAGGCACGUUUUGAGUCUUCUUUCGCUGCUAUCUUACUGAUAUCAUCUCGUCAGUCACUCUUUGUUACAAAGGACGACAUACGUUCCUACGUUUCUUGGUGCUCCAGUCGCGACAGACCAUCCAAACAGUUCCCUGCCUUUGAAGAAUUACAUGAAGCUCUUGCGGAUUUGAUCUCUGGGCUGCUGCAACCCAACCCGUCAUCGCGGUUUGGGUUCGUUGAGGUCGUGAAUCAUAAAUCGUUUUUGUGCAAAGCCGGCACGUCAGAAUUCUUAGAUGUAUACUCUCGCGCGCUUGAGCGCAAAGAAGUUCCAUCUUCGCUGCCAGACUUACGAUGUGGUCGAGAGACCAAUGCAGCGGAGAUCUGGUUUCGCCAACCUUCUUGGGAGAAACCGCGCGUUCCGAAUGUGGACUGGGUCAAGCCGGCGCUUCUUUCUCCGUUCUUAUGA
Molecule: messenger RNA, 1341 nt
Organism: Suillus plorans
Lineage: Eukaryota; Fungi; Basidiomycota; Agaricomycetes; Boletales; Suillaceae
Product: kinase-like domain-containing protein
Exons: 5
Coding region: 1-1341 (446 amino acids)
Biological process (GO): protein phosphorylation
Molecular function (GO): protein kinase activity; ATP binding
Source: RefSeq, a predicted model, not a curated record